Lathyrus oleraceus (garden pea) is the source of this 447-nucleotide messenger RNA. Its product is annotated as protein PHYLLO, chloroplastic-like. The record is from RefSeq and is a predicted model, not a curated record. Lineage: Eukaryota; Viridiplantae; Streptophyta; Magnoliopsida; Fabales; Fabaceae. The transcript has a single exon. Bases 1 to 447 code for a protein of 148 amino acids.
AUGGAAGAUAACUGGCCUGAUGAAGAUGUAGAAAAUGAGUUGUCUCCUAUUGCUGUACAUUUGGGCUAUGUCCAACAGCUUCUUGGGCGUAAACAAGAUGCAAUUGAAGCUUAUGUGGACAUGACUAAACAAGAUACGGCCGCUGAAAUGGCAUUGAGGCUUGUUAGGCCUGCAAGAAAAACCAAAACAGCAGCAUCAGAAUAUGAAGAUGAUAUUCUCAAGUUUUGUGAAGAAAGUGGAUUACCUGUUGCCCAAGAUGAAACCGUAGAUAAAAUUCAAGAGAAUCCCCUGAAAAAGCUAUUGAAGUUUACUCAUCCUGGAAUAGUUGCUGUUGUUAUCAAGCCAAGUGUUGUUGGUGGAUUUGAGAACGCAGAAUGGGCGCACCAACAUGGGAAGACGGUUGUUGUCAGUUCUGCCUUUGAAAGCAAUUUGAGUCUCUCUGCUUAG